UUUGUAUUGAUUCACAGAUUUAAAAAGUGUGCACCAUGACUACGAAUGUGUAUGGUGGUGAUGAAGUCGGCGCGAUUGUGUUCGAUGUUGGAAGUUAUAGUUUAAGAUCCGGUUAUGCUGGUGAGGAUUCACCAAAGGCUGAAAUACCGUCGUAUAUCGCAACUUACCUUGACGAAGGUGACAAAGAGAAUGGAGGUGUUGAAACAAUGGAAACAGAGGAUUCUUCGAACAUAUCGAAGAGUAGUCGACGUAAAUAUCUUGUGGAUUCUUGUGGGAUCCACGUUCCGAAACCAGAUGCCGAAAUUGUGACUUACAUGAAAGACGGUUUAAUUGAUAACUGGGACCUUUUCGAAAAGAUUCUCGACCACGCCUACGCUCAGUAUCUACAAACAGAGUCACGUUAUCAUCCGGUCCUGUUUUCCGAAGCACCAUGGAACAACGACAGAUCCAAACGAGAAAAGCUGAUAGAAUUGGCUUUUGAAAAAUACGAUGCCCCUGCAUUUUAUCUCGUCAAGAGUGCCGUUUUGUCAGCCUUUGCCAAUGGCCGUUCAACCGGGUUGGUUUUGGACAGCGGUGCUACAACGACUUCCGCCGUUCCGGUUCAUGAUGGAUAUGUCUUGCAAAAUUCUAUCGUUCGAAUACCUUUGGCUGGAGAUUUUAUCACGUCGCAGUGCAAGAAAAUGUUGGAAGAGCAGCAGGUUGAAAUCAUCCCCUCUUACAUGAUCGGCAGCAAGGAGGCCGUGAAAGACAAUGAUACACCAAAGUGGUCCAAGAAACCGAGAUUGCCAGUUGUUGGCCAGUCGUAUCAUGAGUACAUGGUGAAGGAGGUGCUGCAAGAUUUCCAAUCUGCUGUAGUGCAAGUUUCAGAUGGACUGUACGAUCCAGAUGUGGUUGCCACGAUGCCAAUGGUUCAUUAUGAAUUCCCUAAUGGGUACAACAAGGAUUUUGGUGGGGAGCGGUUUCGGAUUGCGGAGCCUCUUUUCGACACCAGUGCGUUGACAGGGUUGGAAGCGGCAAUGGGUUCAAUGGGUGUCGCGCAAACAGUGUCAAUGAGUGCGAAUAUGUGCGACGUCGAUUUGAAGCCAACACUGUACAACAACGUCAUCGUCACAGGGGGAAACACUUUGCUGCAGGGAUUUGUGGAACGAUUGAAUCGGGAUCUUUCAGCAAAAACACCACCGAGCAUGAGAUUGAAAGUGGUGGCAGCAAGCGGGCCGUCUGAACGACGUUUUAGCUCCUGGAUCGGUGGCUCAAUUCUUGCAUCUCUCGGAAAUUUCCAACAAAUGUGGAUCUCGAAGCAGGAGUAUGAUGAGGGCGGGAAAUCGCAAGUGGAGAAGAAAUGUCCGUGAAGAACUUGAAUCUUUUUCAUCUACUUACUGAGUGUACUUUUUUUUUAUAAGACAACUUCAUUUUGUUUCAGUUGUGGAUGUUCAUGAAUAAAAUGUUUGCUGGUAAUCUAA
Messenger RNA from Notodromas monacha, 1460 nucleotides. NCBI's taxonomy places the organism in Eukaryota, Metazoa, Arthropoda, Ostracoda, Podocopida, Cyprididae. The record is from the annotation of a GenBank genome assembly.